GGAGUGGUACAGUAUAUAUAGCCUUGGUUGUGUGAGCGCCAUACGUACAAACAAACAUGAAAGCCCUGAUUCUUCUGGCUUUGCUCGGAGCAGUGUUUGCUGUCCCGGUGGAGGAGAGGGAUGAGAAGGUUGUCGGAGGGUAUGAGUGCCCUGCCCACUCUGUGCCCUACCAAGUGUCUCUGAACGCUGGCUACCACUUCUGCGGUGGCUCCCUGAUCUCCAGCCAGUGGGUGGUGUCUGCUGCCCACUGCCACAAGUCUCGUAUCCAGGUGCGUCUGGGUGAGCACAACAUCGAGCAGAACGAGGUCACUGAGCAGUGGAUCGACUCCGCCAAGCUAAUCAAGCACCCCAACUACGACAGUUACACCCUGGACAACGACAUCAUGCUGAUCAAGCUGAGCAAGCCUGCCACCCUCAACAGCUACGUCCAGACUGUGGCCCUGCCCUCCCGCUGCCCCCAGGCCGACGAGAACUGCCUGGUGUCCGGCUGGGGCAACACCAUCCCCAAUGGAAACAGCUUUCCUACUAAACUCCAGUGCCUGAGGCAGCCCAUCAUCGAUCACAGAAUCUGCGAGAAUGCUUACCCCCAUCUGUUCACAGAGAACAUGGUAUGCUCUGGAUUCAUGCACGGAGGAGCCAGCAGCUGUCAGGGGGAUUCCGGUGGACCCCUGGUGUGUAAUGGUCAGCUGCAGGGUGUGGUGUCCUGGGGUUACGAGUGUGCCCAGGAGGGACACCCCAGCGUCUAUGCCCGCGUUUGCCAAUACAACAACUGGAUCAGCGAUAUCAUGAGCAGCAACUAAACACAAAUACACAGUGUUGCACACACACACACAUGUACUGUAAUGCUCACACACUCAUUCAAGGUCACACUAACUAUGCCAAUCAGAAACAUUCACUCUACCUCUGAGUCAACAGACAGUGUAUCAGUCAAUACGUUGGGAUACUGUGCAGCACUCUCACACCCUGUCAGUAAUAUUCCCUUUGGAACACACACACACACUAUAUCCUGUGCAGACUACAGUCUACCACCAGAGAAGUUUAGGCUAUAUCUAUGAAAUGAACUACAAUAAAUCCUAUCAGUGUGUUUUUUUCUUCUUCAAAA
Oncorhynchus tshawytscha (Chinook salmon) is the source of this 1102-nucleotide messenger RNA. Its product is annotated as trypsin-3-like. Gene Ontology annotation, biological process: proteolysis. NCBI's taxonomy places the organism in Eukaryota, Metazoa, Chordata, Actinopteri, Salmoniformes, Salmonidae. The record is from RefSeq and is a predicted model, not a curated record. The transcript has 6 exons. Gene Ontology annotation, molecular function: serine-type endopeptidase activity. Bases 57 to 800 code for a protein of 247 amino acids.